UGACAAACAACGACUCUCUAACAAACAACCACUGCAUCACCCAUCAUGUCCACCAUGACUGCCGACGACUUUCGGCGUAUCCGUGACGUCGCUACAGGCGAUAUCCACAGGACGCAGGAAAUUCUCGAGACUGAACUGUCCGUUGAUGAGGAUAUGGAGGCUUACACUGCAUGGGUGGUUGACAUGUGGCGUAAGGAACGUGAGGAGAGACAAGCGCAGAUGAAGGUUAUCGACGCGGACACUUAUCGCAAUGCGAUUGCAAGCACUAUCUACAUCAACAUUGAUCAGGUCGCUCAGCUAAACUCUGCCAUGAACUUGGGUUACUAUCCUCAGAUUCCUGUCGGCCACCUCAACGGCAUCGCUUUCCGCCUUGUCCCUAACACCACGCUCCUAGAACCUACCAAGGAGACCAACUACAAGGACACUCGUCACGUGUAUCCUUCCAUGUUUCUAGGAAUCAACAAGACCGUUCAUCCGUCGCAGCAGUCAUCGUCACCGAAACGAGGAAAGCGCAGCCGCAGGAACAACCAGACCGACGAAUCUACUCAAAGUGGCGACUCUGACAGCAAGAACGACGACACAGGUUUCGUGUUUUACCAGCUAGGUGCCCUCCAAUACACCCGCGGCUUGAAAGACCCCACCACAACCGACAUCGAGAAGAUCAAAGCCGCGGAGUGGUAUGACACGCACUACGUCCUCGUGGUUGUCAUCGGCGCAUCUGGUAAGGCGGAGGACGUGUACAUUCUGUACAACAUGCGGCCCGAGGACGAAGACGGAAAUCGCCGCCCUGUUGACCCCUCAUCCUGGGGAUUCCUGCCGGGCGACUAUUCGAGAGUGAAGCGAGCGGGGGCCAGAAUCGCGAGGAACUUUCUUCAUCUCGGCCCUGCCUUCAAGUGGGACUUGGUGAAUCCCAAGGACUUCACUACCGAAGAAGAGCAUCGGGCUACUCACAUCGAUGACGAAUAUGAGCUGGUGACCUGCGUUCGACUCGACUACCCCCAGAGGAUCAUCAGGCAGCAUGUGGUACCACCGAAGCUGGAGAAUGACGAUGAGAAGGAGCAAGAGCACUAUCACGAGCAAGGCUAUGUGCGAGACUACUUGUCGAGCUAUGGGUACAGCGAUGCAUUCGAGCAUGGGGGCAGGUCUGAUGACGAGUAUUCCAGCGUCUAGAUAGUCGGUGGGCAGGGCAAAAUGUUUGUCAUUGGGCAUCAUCUGACUCUACCAACAGAAAACGAGGAAAGACGCUCGAGAAAUUUACCAUCAACGGAACACAGAAGCGAUGCUUCAUUUCAGAAGCAGCAUGAAGUCACGGCGAUAAUCUGGAUAGUAGUAGCUUUACUUUGAUCUCGACCCUGGUUUUUAACCAUUGUAGAUCAUUUCAUUCCAGUAGUCAUUAAUCGAUAAUCAC
Dothidotthia symphoricarpi CBS 119687 is the source of this 1408-nucleotide messenger RNA. RefSeq lists its product as uncharacterized. NCBI's taxonomy places the organism in Eukaryota, Fungi, Ascomycota, Dothideomycetes, Pleosporales, Dothidotthiaceae. The record is from RefSeq and is a predicted model, not a curated record. Bases 46 to 1170 code for a protein of 374 amino acids. The transcript is spliced from 2 exons.